Porites lobata is the source of this 3675-nucleotide messenger RNA. Lineage: Eukaryota; Metazoa; Cnidaria; Anthozoa; Scleractinia; Poritidae. The record is from the annotation of a GenBank genome assembly.
CCAGUGUAUAUCGGUGCAACUGUCGCCCCCCACAGAAGAUCACUGAAGGCCAAGCUACACACUAUCAGCAAUCCUGGACGAAGAGACCUGAUGCCACUCCUCAACAAACCAAUGAUGACUAUCACAUUGGAUACAAAACGCAAAAUGCUCAGUAACAAUGUGAGAAGGAAAAACCAAUUGGCGUAAUAGAGGAAGCUUCUCUGGAACGACACAGAGAUCCCUGGAAUACGUCUGGAAUAAAACACGUCUGGUUUGUUGGGUUUUCUGCCAUGUUUUGGAGUCACAGGAGCAGGGUGCUGUAAUGGUAGCUGUAAAAAAGAAUUUGAAGUUUGUGUAGAUUGAAUAUGAAAAUGAAAAAGAUGACACGCUUGACACGUCCUCCAUAAAACAUGAAAUUAGGAAUUUUUACGUCGCGUCACGUCCUAGUCGUACAGGAAAGGAAAGAAAUGUACACUGAAAAAAGCGUGAUGCACAUGCGGCGUUGUUGUUUUGCUCACUCAGGUGAUGUUACGUACGCGAUUCACCUGCUCCUUUGCACCCUCGCUAAUGAGGUUGUGCCACUAUAAUCUAUCUUGAGUCAGUUGCAAGUUCAAAGACCAGCCAAGUAAUCAUGAGAUAAAAAGUGGUCAUGUGAGAAUAAUAUGGGUCGGAUUUCAGUAAAGUUAUUCUUAGUGACUGAAGUCCGUUUUCCGGGACGUCCGCGAAUACUGAUUUAUGGCUGGCUCCUCUUGUUAAUUGGGAAAUGUUUUGUACUCACUACUGCCUCCGAAAGACAUCAAAUUUGGAAGUUCCACCUGCCGGUAGCCUGCGUAGCUGGCGGUAUUCUGUAGUAGUCGAGUAAGAUUUGGCGGCGAAGCCGUCUCGAAAGGCGUAAGCCGCGAGAAAUAGAAAUUCAAACGCCUCGUCCCCACUCCCUUUUUUUAUCACAGCUCCGCCGCCAAAACGUUAAUCGCGCACCGAGACAAUACCGCCAGCUACGCAGGCUAACUUUGCCAGUACCCUUCUGUUCUCGCAUUAACCCGCAGAAGAUUUUGCCACUGCAUGAGAUGAGCAAAAUAGUUUUAACGAGAACCUGUCAAUUUCGUGAAAUAUAUACCCUUUCAUUAAUCUCCGAGCAUCCUUCAUAAUUUUCUCUGUCAAAUGGAACGCAGCAGCAGUGGCGCUCGAUUACGAUCACUCCUUUUACAAUUUCUCUCAUGUCUCGAGCAUGGAUAAACAACACGCUGUGAAAGUAGUCAAAGUACUGAGGCAGUACUUCUUGUAGGCUCGAUUACCGCGCGCUGUGCGGGAAAUGAGUGCGCGCUUUUCUGUAUUUCCAACGAAAAGGAGGAGAAAGAAAGGCACAUUAUUUGAACGGUCUGAAAUUAGCUUUGAAGGAGGUGCAGGGACAAAAAGAGCGUUCUUCUAUGCACGUCGAGAGAGAACCGGAGAUCGAACCUACACGACUUGGUUUUCAUAACAAUAUAUUCCGCACAAGUAAUUUAAGGUGCGCAAAAAUGGGCAAGAAAAACAUUUAACUUGUCUCGACUUGUCUUGCAACAUUGCUGCAAAACGAGUUGUUGACUAGCAGUGUUGCGCGUUUUACCACCCACAUCAAACCUGUCGUGCAACAAAUCAGGUAGCCUGCAGUGCAGGCGUUUUCUUCGGGCGCGCGAAUGUUUUGCUCGCGAAGAAACUCGAAAAGAUGGGAGAAAAUGGGGCGAGUCAAAAGGACUUAGCACUUACCCUUAGGGUUACUAUUUUCACUCUCCCUAAUAGAAACUCCUAAUCUUCCUCUGUCAUAACAAAGAUGGCGGUUACAAAAGUACGAACACAAGCAGCUUUCGCCCGCCCAAAAUACGCCUGCACUGCACGCUACAAAUCAGGUUGUUAACAGGUUUGAACGAGGGUGGUAAAGCGUGCAACAUCGCUAUUCAACUCGUUUUGUAGCAAUGUUGCAAAACAAGUUACAUGCUUUUGUUGCCCGUUUUACAAUGACAGGAAAUUCUAUAAGUACCGAAACUGGAAUUUAAAUUCAUUUAUGUCUGUCUGAAAUAGAGCUGACCCCUCCUGUGCUGGAAACAAAUCAAGCAAAAUACUUUUGACAAAAAAGGGAAAUAAUAGACAAAUAAAAAACGACUUAUUUUUGAAUACAAAUAUCAGUAUAAUGUUGGACUAUGUCAGUAGUAGGUAACUGAAUUUUUUCUCGUUUUGUCGGUAGUCAGUUAUAUUUUCACCAUUUUUCGCCGGUCGGUUAACCCCAUUCACACCCUCUUAAAAUCAUUUGACCAUUCUAAAAUGCCUUUAAAGUAUUUUUGAAUUGUCAUUUGAUUUCUACGCGGAAAUAAAAAAAAAUAACAUUUAUUAUAACGUUAAUUAUAAACGUUCCAACGAGGCCGUGAAUUCGUUCUUUUUUAAAUUAAGAUCUCGUAAUUGUUGCUUCCUGCUAAACAGUUUAAAACAAUUCAGUAAUAAAACAUGAUGAAAAACCUUAUUUUCGUUGAUGAAUACCGCUUUACCUUAUAUUUAUGACUUCUUAGGCGUUAUUCUAAAUUUAAAAGAACUACAACUAUGUCGGGGGGUUUUUUGCCGAGCCCGAUUCAAGGAAAACUGACAAAGGUUAAUAAAAAUCCAGCAAAACGAUUAGAAGCGGAGAAGAAAGAAAAAGUCUAAAUGCGGUAUAUUCCUUAUCGCACCGAGUCCAUUUGAUCCGUCCUUAACGUGUGGUUUUGAGAUUUGGCACUUUAUCGUUCCGUAUAAAUAUUGCUUACUAAACAAUAAUUAUCAUUAUAAUAAACCAGUACAAAAGAACUAAAUUGCAUGUUAAAUUAAAAGCUUUCGACUAAGUGAAGCCGAAACGAGCUAGAAAACAGGUGUGCUUGUCAUGUUCAGUUUUCUGCCUUAUUCAAUAACGUUUUUUCUUUCCAGUUGUAGCGUAGAAAGUAGCUGCAUAGAGUAUGCAUGUUUCAAGCGUACUGUGUUUUAUGUCAUAUCUCAUAAUAACAAAGAAUUGUACCUUUUUUGUAAAACGCAACAACUUUCUUCCAACUUAAUAGUAACGAACGAGCAUUUAGAUACGUAAAAAAAUAAGUAGGGUUUGUAAAAUGGUAUAACAGCAUUGAGUGCACAUACAUAUCUUUAGAAAUGGCCUAUAUACUAUAUGCUUCUACGUACAUUUCACUGAAUUAUUUCUGCCACUUGCCACUUGCCAAUAUUUUCGAACUAAUAGCACAUCGAAAGUCAGUUUGCUUUAUCAGAGUUGAAAAGUUCAAGCUUUUUUAGGCAGAAGACUACUUCAGUUAAAACAACUAAUAAAAGGGCUACCUGCGCCGCGGCUCUCAAAUGGAAUCCAAAUCCAAAGGCGGAGUCCAAAUCUAAAAACUGAUUUCGUCAAAUAAAGACAGCGCUUUUGAGACAUGGUUUUCAAUAAAAGAGAACCGCAGAUACACGAUCGAGGAAAACCCUUUUGCAUUUUGCGCUCAAUUGGGAAGUAGGAAAAAUACGGAUUUGCCCCGUUUUUCUCACACGAACAUAACUUGAACACAACUACAACAUUCUUACUUUAAAUAGCAACAGAGUAGGAAAAAUUAGCCUCUUCACCUUACUGCUGCAUUUGACAGGGUCAGGAUCAAGGAAGAUUUUGGCAGAACCCGUUCUUUGUUUCAUGUCGGAAAAGAACUCAGUCCGGCCAUCUAG